Molecule: messenger RNA, 923 nt
Organism: Marchantia polymorpha subsp. ruderalis
Lineage: Eukaryota; Viridiplantae; Streptophyta; Marchantiopsida; Marchantiales; Marchantiaceae
Source: the annotation of a GenBank genome assembly
AUGGUCAUGUUUGUUUUCAUUUACAGUACAUGCCUGGUGCUGGUACAGAGAGUUGAGGCUGCCGAUCCCGAUCCUCUGGUCGACUUUUCAGCUAACGCAACUACACCAGUCUUCCGCAACAUCUUUGUCAAUGGAGAUGUAUCUGUUGGAUCUGGAGGCGUUCGAGCAGCUCUCGACAUCGGAAAGUUCCCAGGCCUUACGUCCGAGGGUCUGACCGUUGUUCAGUUCAAGAUGGUACCUUGCGGAGAGAAUGUACCGCACACCCACCCGCGUGCCACAGAGGUCCUUUCUGUGAUCAGUGGUGGUCCACUGCAAGCUGGUUUCGUUGACACCAAAGGAGAAGCUCACAUCCACAUUCUGUACCCGGGAGAUCUCAUCGUCUUUCCUCGCGGUUUGCUACAUUUUGAAUUAAAUGUUGGAACAGAAACAGCUUUCUAUAUUUCUGCUCUGAAUAGCCAAAAUCCGGGCACUUUGGACUCCGCUGGAGCAGUUUUGCAAUUGCCGGAGCGUGCAGCUGCUAUAGCUCUCAAUAUUGAUAUUGCAGCCGUCCGAGCCCUGAAAUCACAAAGACCUUACAAUGAGCCCCCGACUCUGGAGGCUGCCAAGCCCGGAGUGUGUGUGCCCGGCCAGAUGAUUACCACCACUGUCUGACAAGAUAUGGAGUGUGUGGACAGUGCGCGACGUAGUUGUAGAAACUGGACUUAUCGUGCACGAGACCUACUGAGGUAGAUAGUUAAAAGUUACCCCAGUCCUCUGCAUUUGUUUAUGUGCACUGGUUCCCGUCAUUUCCUUAGAUCUGACAUCUUGUGAAGCCGUAAGCUAUACUUAUACAAUAAAAAGUGGAAUCUCUAAAUACUUGUUCACUCGGCAGUGUGUUUUAGUGUUGAGGCUUGGGCUUCAAAAUCGUAAGAACAUUUUUUCCA